AUUUCAAUGUUCUUAUAUAGGUGUAUUGUAGAGAAUUAUAAUAAAACUACAGAAUGUCGUCAGGAAAUCUACCAGCGAUGGGAGCUGAGGAAUGCUUGGCGAGGUUCAAGCGAGCUCUGUCCAUGGGAAUGAUUGGAAAAUCUCACAUCUUUGUUGUUCUUGGUGCAUCUGGUGAUCUGGCCAAGAAGAAAAUUAUUCCGACCCUGUGGUGGCUCUACAGAGAUGAUUUGCUUCCAGAUCAUAUCCACAUUAUUGGGUAUGCAAGGUCUAAAAUGUCAGUUGCAGAUAUUCGAGCCAAGGCUUUUCCGUAUAUGAAAGUAAAGGAUUCUGAGAAGGCAAAGCUGGAUAGUUUUUUUGCCGCAAUGAGUUAUGUCCAAGGCUCGUAUUCUGAGGAAGAUGGAUUUAAAAAGUUGGAUACAGCAAUCAAGGCAUUCCACAAUGGUAAUAAAGCAAACCGGCUUUUUUAUCUUGCCCUUCCACCAACUGUGUUUGCUGAGGUGACGCAGAACAUCCAUGACCACUGCUUUGAACACGAGGGGUGGAAUCGUAUCAUUAUAGAGAAGCCAUUUGGUCGGGAUUUCGAUUCAAGUGCAAAGUUGUCAAACCAUCUGUCCAGAUUGUUUGAUGAAAGUCAACUGUACAGAAUAGAUCACUACCUGGGUAAGGAAAUGGUUCAGAACCUCAUGGUGUUGAGGUUUGCUAAUCGCCUUUUUGGACCUGUUUGGAAUAGAGAUAACAUAUCGAGUGUUCUCAUCACUUUUAAAGAGCCGUUUGGUACAACAGGCCGAGGUGGUUAUUUUGACAAGUUCGGAAUCAUUCGUGAUGUUAUGCAGAAUCAUUUGUUCCAAGUUCUCUGCCUUACAGCUAUGGAGAAGCCAGCCAGUAAUAACGCUGAUGAUAUCAGAGAUGAAAAAGUUAAAGUUCUCAAGUGCAUAAGGCCGCUGAAACUUGAUGAUCUUGUGUUGGGUCAAUAUGUGGCAGAUCCUGAAGGUACAGGAGAUGCUAAGGAAGGAUAUCUGGAUGAUCCAACUGUCCCUAAAGGUUCAGUGACACCCACGUUUGCUGUUGGUAAGUUCAACAUUUGCAACGAGCGCUGGGAUGGAGUGCCUUUCAUUCUUAAAUGCGGCAAAGCUCUGAACGAACGAAAAGCUGAGGUCCGGGUUCAGUUUCGUGAUGUCCCUGGUGAUAUCUUCUCUAAUGGAGUGGUUAAGAGGAAUGAGCUGGUGAUGAGAGUGCAACCAAAUGAAGCUGUCUACUGUAAGAUGAUGACUAAGUCACCAGGAAUGAAUGUGGAACCUGUGGAAACAGAGAUGGAUCUCAGCUACAAUCUUCGAUACAAGGACGUGAAGAUGCCUGACGCAUACGAACGUCUCAUUCUUGAUGUUUUUACUGGAUCCCAACUCAACUUUGUACGAAGCGAUGAGCUCUCGGAGGCAUGGAGGAUCUUCACACCAGUCCUGCAUCAAAUUGAGAAUGAAAAGGUUAAUCCGAUUCCUUACAAGUAUGGCACACGGGGACCAGAAGAGGCAGAUGUGUUCAUUAAAGCUGCUGGGUUUCAUUACUCGAGCACAUACAAAUGGGUGAACCCGAAUCUGUGAACCUAAAGUUCAUGACACUCUUAGUUUGCACUUACAAUAACAUCAUAACUGUGUAACAACACUAACUACAAACUAUCGAGCUAUUUCUAUUUUGUAUAGAAAGACUGGUCUGCCAGAAGGUGUAAUUAAAGUCUUUCAUCUUUUAAAUUUGAGCCUAAUGUGCAUUUAUUGUUGUAAAACAAAGGUACCGUAGUUAGUUUCACAAGACCAAACACUGGUAAAAAUUGUUGCAAGUUCAAACUGUUAGUUAAGCUAUGCAGGUCUGAUUUUGUAUUUAAAACCUUGUUUAUGCUGGUACCAGUCAGACAUGUUAAUUUGAAAAUUUCAUGAUUUUUUUGCAAGAUUAUAGUGACCCAGUGUUCAGUUGGAAAGUAACCUAGUAUUGCUUGCUUAAGUUGUGUUGCAUAAUAGCUACAUUCUGUAUGUAUUUUUUGUGUUAAACUUUCUGGUUUAAACUUCCAUUAAUGCCUAGUUGUGACAAUGUCCACAAAUAUAUAUUGCUUUAUUUGACCUAUUAUGUAGAUAUAUAACCAUUUGUAUGCAAGAGCAUUAUAGUUUGUGUUGUAUUGUUUAAUCUUUAUAUGUGGAUGUAGAAGUUCCUAACUUUAGUUGUAGUUCCAAUGUAAUAAUAUGCAGUAAAAUAUAUAUGUGUUUAGUCACCACACACCAAUACUCAUGUUUAUAUUACACUGGAUUUAUUUUCCCUA
Messenger RNA from Ciona intestinalis (vase tunicate), 2305 nucleotides. Its product is annotated as glucose-6-phosphate 1-dehydrogenase-like. Gene Ontology annotation, cellular component: cytosol. Gene Ontology annotation, biological process: pentose-phosphate shunt, oxidative branch; glucose metabolic process. Lineage: Eukaryota; Metazoa; Chordata; Ascidiacea; Phlebobranchia; Cionidae. The record is from RefSeq and is a predicted model, not a curated record. Gene Ontology annotation, molecular function: glucose-6-phosphate dehydrogenase activity; NADP binding.